Salmo salar (Atlantic salmon) is the source of this 5866-nucleotide messenger RNA. NCBI's taxonomy places the organism in Eukaryota, Metazoa, Chordata, Actinopteri, Salmoniformes, Salmonidae. The record is from RefSeq and is a predicted model, not a curated record.
UAUUAGCAGCAAGAAUGUACACAGUGGCCUCAUGGCAAGGCCAACUAACGUAGGCAGGCACAGGUCUGAAACCUCACAGAACCUCUUCUCCACUCGGAAACUUUAACACGUUUGCUGAAGUGACAUUUGUGAACGUGAGGAGGAAAUUGUUUUCAGGGUUUUGUUUUUUUUUGUGACUGAGCUUUUUCCGAUUCCCCAAGAUUCAGACUCUCUGCCACGAGGCUGUGGAUCGAAGUUCCAGACUGAGGAGAGAAUGGCUCUCUGUGCGUCCCUGAAAACCCUUGAGGUGUUCCCGUUUAGAGACCCAGAGCUGUCUUCCCUCCUGCUGUCCCAGCUGAACAGCCUGAGACAGGAGAGGAUCCUAACUGACGUGCUGCUCUGUUCAGACAACACAGAGAUCCCCUGCCAUAGAAACGUACUGGUGUCCUCCAGCCUGUACUUCAGGGCCAUGUUCUGCAGUAACUUUGUGGAGAGCAGCCAGGGUCGGGUGGAUCUGAAGGGCAUCUCCCCUGACGUGCUCAGUGGCAUAGUGGACUAUGUGUAUACAGGAGCCAUCACCAUCAGCAUGGACAUUGUGCUGCCUCUAAUGCAGGCGGCCUCGAUGCUGCACUAUGGACGUCUGUUUGAGGCCUGCUCCACCUUCCUUCAGGAGCAGCUGAGCCCAGACAACUGUCUCAGUAUGAUCAGGUUGUCAGAGAUCCUCCACUGUGACAGUCUGAAGGAGAAGGCUAAGGAGAUGGCCGUGAGGAGCUUCUCAGACGUAGCUGCAUCCGAAGACUUCUGUGAGCUCUCCUUGCCGGAGCUCGUGUGUUACCUGGAGGACGACCGACUGUGUGCCGAGGAGGAGCAGGUGUUUGAGACCCUCCUGGCGUGGAUCCACCACGACCCGUUCUCCCGGCGCGGCGCCAUCCACGACCUCUUCAAGAAGGUGCGUCUGCGUUACAUCCACCCUACCUACUUGUUCCAGUUCAUCGCCAACGACCCGCUGGUGCAGUCCUCCACGCUCUGCACUGAGAUCAUUGAAUCCGUCCGUCGCCUCAUGCUCUCGGUCAGCGCCAAGUGCGGUGGUGAGCUGAAGCCCCUGUGGACCACACCGCGCCGUUACACCUGCCGAGAGACGCUCGUUGUGGUCGGCGGGCGCAAGAAUAAUGAGCAGACGUCCCGGGAAGCCCUGCUCUAUGACGAGAGGACUCAGCGCUGGCAGUGGCUGGCCAAGCUACCUCUGAGACUCUACAAGGCCUCCUACGUCUGUAUCCACAGCAUCCUGUAUGUGGUAGGGGGGCUCAGCCUCAGCAUGGCCUCAGGAGACAGCUCUGUAUCUGCCACCGUCUACACCCUCUCCCUCAAGACCAACCAGUGGAGGACGGCCGAGCCCAUGUUGGCGCCGCGCUACGCCCAUCAGAGUGUCUCCUAUCUCCACUUCAUCUUUGUCCUGGGGGGGAUCGGAGGGGACAAACAGAUCUCCAACUCCGUGGAGAGGUAUAACAGUAUGUUUAACCAAUGGGAGGCCAUGGCUCCUCUCCCCAGCGCCGUGCUGCACCCAGCCGUCGCCGCCAACGACCAGAGAGUCUAUGUGUUCGGAGGGGAGGAUGCCAUGCAGAACCCUGUCAGGGAGAUACAGGUGUACCACAUCUCCAGGAACCUGUGGUCCAGAUUGGAAACCCGGACAGUGAAGAACGUCUGUGCACCUGCUGCUGUCAUCGAAGAUAAGAUCUACAUCAUUGGAGGGUACACUAGACGGAUGAUCGCCUACGACACCAAAGCCAACAAGUUUGUAAAGUGUGAGAACCUAAAGGAGAGGCGGAUGCAUCACAGCGCCACGGUAAUCAACAACAAGCUGUACGUGACGGGGGGCCGCUUCCUGAACGGGCACGACACCAUCGAGGACUCGGACUGCUUCGAGUGUUACGACCCCAAGACGGACGUUUGGACCUCCAAGGGGACGCUACCGUACAAAUUGUUUGACCACGGCUCCCUGCCUCUGGUCUGUGUCUCCAACAGACCAAACCCUCCCUGAGUGACCCACAACAUCUUAUCAACAUCAUCAUCUGGUCGUCUGGAGGUGAACAGUAAGGCUGACUUCUACAGCUGCCUCUCUGUCCUCCAUUUGCAGAUGCAAUGUCCUCCAGUCCUUUGUCACAUUUGAGCUGGUCCACAAACUGUAUAUGAUAUCUCUGAUGAGUGACCCACAACAUCCCCAAAACUCCUUGGACUCCUAGCCUAGCGGGCUCCUAGCCUAGCAGGCUCCUAGCCUAACCGGCUCCUAGCCUAGCGGGCUCCUAGCCUAGCGGGCUCCUAGCCUAACCGGCUCCUAGCCUAGCGGGCUCCUAGCCUAAACGACUCCUAACCUAACCUAGCAUAGCGGGCUCCUAAAGUAGCCUAGCCUAGCAGGCUCCUAGCCUAGCGGGCUCCUAGCCUAGCAGGCUCCUAGCCUAGCUACCUGUCAUGUUACUCCUUCACAGCAGUUAUAAUUGGACACCCCAGCUGGGAUCGGAUCGGAAACCAUCUGAACAGACAGACGUUGGUCUCUUCUCUCACACAGUCACAGGACGUCAACACGCCUCAGGCACGGUCUUGAUGCUAGCAUCUGUGGCGUUCUAAAUCAAAACAUGAGAUCUCAGCUGGCAGGCAGAGGUGUCACGUUGGCCCCAGGGAGGGAGGGACGACGGAUCCACUGACAGAUUUCUCAGUCUCCACACUCCUCCAAGGGUAAAUCUGAAAUGGCACCCUAUUCCCUAUGUAGUUCACGACUACUGGUCAGAACUAGUGCACUACAUAGGGAAUAGGGUACAAACUGGUCAGAACUAGUGCACUACAUAGGGAACAGGGUAGGCUCUGGUCAAGACAAGGGAAUAGGGUGCCAUUUCAGACCAACGCUCCCCUACCCAAACUAAGUCCACAUAACAAUGAGUGAAGCCCUGUAACAGAGCUGGAUGAUAUGGACAAUGGAACUGGUACAACAACGAUAACAAUAAGGAUUUGUUUCUAACAUGAAUGUUCACCACAGUUUAACAUGAAUGUUCACCACAGUUUAACAUGAAUGUUCACCACAGUUUAACAUGAAUGUUCACCACAGUUUAACAUGAAUGUUCACCACAGUUUCUAACAUGAAUGUACACCACAGUUUAACAUGAAUGUUCACCACAGUUUAACAUGAAUGUGCACCACAGUUUAACAUGAAUGUACACCACAGUUUCUAACAUGAAUGUUCACCACAGUUUAACAUGAAUGUACACCACAGUUUAACAUGAAUGUUCACCACAGUUUAACAUGAAUGUGCACCACAGUUUAACAUGAAUGUACACCACAGUUUCUAACAUGAAUGUUCACCACAGUUUAACAUGAAUGUUCACCACAGUUUAACAUGAAUGUGCACCACAGUUUAACAUGAAUGUUCACCACAGUUUAACAUGAAUGUACACCACAGUUUAACAUGAAUGUACACCACAGUUUAACAUGAAUGUUCACCACAGUUUAACAUGAAUGUGCACCACAGUUUAACAUGAAUGUUCACCACAGUUUAACAUGAAUGUACACCACAGUUUAACAUGAAUGUACACCACAGUUUAACAUGAAUGUUCACCACAGUUUAACAUGAAUGUACACCACAGUUUAACAUGAAUGUUCACCACAGUUUAACAUGAAUGUUCACCACAGUUUAACAUGAAUGUACACCACAGUUUAACAUGAAUGUUCACCACAGUUUAACAUGAAUGUAAACCACAGUUUAACAUGAAUGUACACCACAGUUUAACAUGAAUGUACACCACAGUUUAACAUGAAUGUUCAGCACAGUUUAACAUGAAUGUUCACCACAGUUUAACAUGAAUUUACUAUUGACGGUUGUAGCCAUCAAUUGUCCCAUGAACAAUCACCCAUAUUAACAAAGUUAUGUCAUUUAAAACAUCACAUUUCUCUAGUAUGGGCUAUUUAUCGUAAUGAAGGCUAUCAGUAAAAUGCCUGCGAUGUUACCGGUAUGGUCGGUGUCUACAUUUGUUUCGGUUUGUCUUUCCAGCUCUACCCUGUUAAUAAUUUAUCACAGCAGCCUUGGUAUCCAUUGCAGUUGGAUUGCUAUAUCGUACCAUACCUUACCAUAUCCUAUCAUACCUGACCAUAUCCUACCAUACCUGACCAUAUCCUAUCCUACACUAUCCUACCAUAACAAACCCUACCGUAUACUACCACACCAUACAAUACCUUAUCCUACCACACCAUACCCUACAAUACCCUAUCCUACCAUACCCUACCCUACCGGACCAUAUCCUCCUAUACCCUACCAUAAUAUACCCUACCAAACCAUAUCCUCCUAUACCAUAAUAUACCCUACCAAACCAUAUCCUCCUAUACCAUAAUAUACCCUACCAAACCAUAUCUUCCUAUACCAUAAUAUACCCUACCAAACCAUAUCUUCCUAUACCAUAAUAUACCCUACCAAACCAUAUCCUCCUAUACCAUAAUAUACCCUACCAUAUUAUACCCUACCAAACCAUAUCCUCCUAUACCCUACCAUAAUAUACCCUACCAAAAUAUACCCUACCAUACCAUAUCUUCCUAUACCCUACCAUAAUAUACCCUACCAAACCAUAUCCUCCUGUACCCUACCAUAAUAUACCCUACCAAACCAUAUGUUCCUAUACCAUAAUAUACCCUACCAAACCAUAUCUUCCUAUACCAUAAUAUACCCUACCAAACCAUAUCCUCCUAUACCCUUGAAUGGACAAUGAAUGUAAGAUCUCCCUUCACUCUCUGACCUGAACUGGUGUGAUGCUGUUUCCACACUCAGCUCCAGCUAAGCAAGCACAGCGACAUACACCACACUACUACUGCCAGUCUGAGGACUUAUGGGCAGGAUGUAAAUAGAUCAUAAUACAUGUAUAUAGUCAAUUCAUAGAAAAUCCUUCCUACCUCCCAAGCAUCUGUCGUUGUUCACUUUCUAAAUGAGUCAUUAAAGUGAAGGCCAGUUUAACCACGUGGUUAUGUUUAAUACCCUGGCAGAAUAUGGUCAACAACAUUUACAGCUGUAGGAUCUUAAUUUGAGCCAGUUUUGCUACAGAAAUAAAUUAAUCCUGCAGCAGCAACAGGAAAUGUGAAUUAUAAUAUGGAUUCUAAUAUAAUGGGAAUGUUGUGGAGAAGACUUGACAGACAUGUAGUAUUCAGGCAGUGAGACUAAUUACCUGUCAUUAUCCUACCGAUAUUACACUACAAAUCAGCACGUCACUGGACUGCGCUGUUCUUCUAGUAGUGGUGAUUGGGGAACGAUCAGUCCACUACAUAUCUGUCCCUCAGCCAUCCCAUGACCUAGAGGGCAUAUCUAUUAUAACCACUCAGAACUGCAGCCUGCCUACCAGAAGCAUCGGUCGGAGAUGCUGAGGCCGGUCCUGUGUCAGGUUUAGACAUCGAAGACCAUGCAGUGUUCCGGUCUGCUGGUGAUUCAACAGUAGGCUACACUGCCAAUGGCUUUAUAAACCAAGAAGGAAAAUCGGUGUGAAGGCAUACCCAUAUAUCUAGGCCUAUCUUACUGCUAGUGAGACUGCUCUACUCGACAACAGUGUUUUCUCAACCCUCCAUCUCGACCCGUGGACAGUCCCUCGUAUCUUGCUUGCUUGCGGACAGCUACUAGGCCUAAGUCAGAUCUUCCAAGAAGGAUAACUAUUGCCAAAAGACACUGAUAGCACUACAGUGCUAAUUUACUAAUUGCCACCUUUUGCUCUUGACCCUAUUGUACAGACUGUAGCCCUGACCAUGGUUACCAUGAGAACCAGGAGACGUCAUGUGACUAGAUGAGCCUGUGGCAUGCUUCUCUGUGGGUCUCUAUCUGUUUCAAAUUUCAAUGAAUGCAGCACUAUGCAUAUAGAGGCAUAGAGUA